AACCAUACUAGAAACGUCCACGUUCCAAGUAACAUACAUCCACAAUGAAAUUCCUGGUUGUCGCCGUCGCCCUCUUGGCCGUUGCCCACGCCGAUGUGUCCCACCUGUCGGGCUACAACUAUGCUCCCGUCAGCAUCCCACAGCCGGCUCCAUUGCCCGUGGCCGCGCCCGCUCCCAUCAAGGUUGCGCCCGCUCCCGUGAACACCUACAUUCCCCCCGCACCCGCACCAGCUCCCGUCCAGAUUGAAGUUCCCGCUCCAGCACCCGCUCCAGUGGCCAUUCCCGCUCCUGCUCCCAUCAAGGUUGCCCCCGCUCCAGUGAACACCUACAUUCCCCCCGCACCCGUUCAGGUUGAGAUUCCCGCCCCAGCUCCCGCUCCAGUUGCCAUCCCUGCUCCAGCUCCCAUCAAGGUUGCUCCCGCACCCGUGAACACCUACAUUCCCCCCGCACCCGUGAGCAUCCCAGCCCCAGCUCCUCUGCCCGUCAAGGUCGCCCCAGCUCCCGCUCCCGUUCCCGUCCUGGCUCCUCAGCCCGUUCUGGAGGAGAUCGAGCCCGUGUCCGCCGAUGGCUACCGUUACAAGACCGUCCGCCGUGUGAUCCGUCGCCGUUACUAGAGAGCUACUCCAUCGAUGAUCUCCGCCAGGAG
This is a messenger RNA of Drosophila melanogaster (fruit fly), 646 nucleotides long. RefSeq lists its product as uncharacterized. The record is from RefSeq and is marked reviewed. NCBI's taxonomy places the organism in Eukaryota, Metazoa, Arthropoda, Insecta, Diptera, Drosophilidae. The transcript is spliced from 2 exons. The coding region runs from base 45 to 614 and encodes 189 amino acids.